Hibiscus syriacus is the source of this 555-nucleotide messenger RNA. RefSeq names its product CLAVATA3/ESR (CLE)-related protein 26-like. The record is from RefSeq and is a predicted model, not a curated record. Lineage: Eukaryota; Viridiplantae; Streptophyta; Magnoliopsida; Malvales; Malvaceae. Bases 51 to 377 code for a protein of 108 amino acids. The transcript has 2 exons.
CUUUCCUUCUCUUCCUCUAUGUCAUAGAUAUAGGGCAAUAACAGUCAAUCAUGGGCGCAGCUGGUAGUUCUUUGUUGUUUAGAACACUUGUAGUUUUGGGGUUUAUGUUGGUUAUAUCAAAUGGAAUCCAGCAAAGACAAGAUCACAAAACGAAGACGACGAUAACAGGUGUUGACCAUCGGUCUUGGACAUCAACGACGGCGGCAAAACUGCAGCAGCGGGAAGAGCAAGUGAAGGUCUUAGGCAAAGGGAAGUCGAGUGUGGCGCAUCCCAAGCAGGAUCUCAACUACAUGAGCAAAAGAAGAGUUCCUAAUGGACCCGAUCCUAUUCAUAACAGGCGAGCUGGCAACUCGGGACGACCGCCGGGACAAGCCUAGCCUCGGCAUCGAUGUACGUGAUCGGGAAGCUUCAAAUCAAUCCGAAGUGCUAAAAGAUCAACCAUUAAUAACCACAAAACCAGCAUGUUGUCUGCCAUAUAUCUUGUAUGUAUUUUUUUGUUGGAAGUAGGAUUAUAAAAUCAAUAUUGAAAUAUCCAAUAUUAAAGCUUGCAAUGCA